This is a messenger RNA of Salvelinus namaycush (lake trout), 1035 nucleotides long. Its product is annotated as complement C1q and tumor necrosis factor-related protein 9A-like. The transcript is spliced from 3 exons. The coding region runs from base 1 to 1023 and encodes 340 amino acids. Lineage: Eukaryota; Metazoa; Chordata; Actinopteri; Salmoniformes; Salmonidae. Gene Ontology annotation, molecular function: protein binding. The record is from RefSeq and is a predicted model, not a curated record.
AUGGUGUGGGUCAAACUCAGGGUCUCUCUCUUGCUCCUUCUGCUGGUUGUGAGAUGCAUAGCACUGGAAGAACCCAAGAAGAAUGAAUGUGUUUGUGGACAUCCAGGAAUACCAGGAGACCCAGGCCACAAUGGAAUGCCAGGCCGAGAUGGACGAGAUGGGUUCAGAGGUGACAAGGGUGAUCGAGGUGAAAUCGGCAUCACUGGACCAACUGGACAGAGUGGCUCCAAAGGAGACAAAGGGGAGCUGGGUACAGCUGGUCUGGCAGGAAUUAAGGGCAGACGGGGUGAGAAUGGAGAGAAGGGGCCACCGGGGAAGAUGGGGCCCCAAGGAGUCUCAGGGCCCAUGGGCCUAAAGGGCCAGAAGGGGGAGCUCGGGUUACCAGGAAUCCAGGGACCGAAAGGGGAUUUGGGGCCACUGGGGCCUGAAGGGCAGAAGGGGGAGAUUGGGCUCCAGGGGGACCGAGGCAUCCAGGGGCCCUUGGGAACUCCAGGUCGACCAGGACCGAAGGGAAACCUCGGCCCCCCAGGGUUCAAAGGCAACAUUGGUUACCGCGGAGAGCGAGGGAAUCUGGGCGAGACAGGAGAGAAGGGAGAGAAGGGGGACACAUUCUUCAUCCCAAAAAGCGCGUUCUCAGUGGGUCUAACCGAAUACACCAAACUCCCACCGGCUAACGCACCGAUCAGGUUUGACAAGGUGAUUUACAACCGGCAGGACCAUUAUGACCCACAGACCGGACGGUUCACCUGCGUGGUGUCUGGGGCCUACUACUUUACCUACCACAUCACUGUGUUCUCCCGUAAUGUAAAAGUAGCAUUAGUGAGAAACGGGGUGAAGGUGAUCCACACCAUGGAUAACUAUCAGAGCAGUGAGGACCAGGCGGCAGGCGGGGCUGUGCUGCACCUGGAGAAAGGGGACAAGGUGUGGCUGCAGGUGGCUGGAGGAGAGCUCUUCAACGGGCUGUUUGCUGAUGAAGAUGAUGAUACAACCUUCUCUGGGUUCCUUCUCUUUGGUGCAGAAUAGGGGUUAGGUCCA